Molecule: messenger RNA, 1968 nt
Organism: Symbiodinium necroappetens
Lineage: Eukaryota; Dinophyceae; Suessiales; Symbiodiniaceae
Source: the annotation of a GenBank genome assembly
AUGGAAGCUGUAAACAAGGCUUGCCCGCUUACUCACCGCCACGUGGCAAUGAUGAUUGAUUUCCUCUAUCCCCACGAGGCCUUUGCAAGAGGGCAGGUCUGCAGAUUGUGGCAGCAAGCAACAUCUGCGUUGGAUGCAAGGGAGGCUGUGCUGAGGCUCCGUCCCUCGGGCUGGGUGCGAGAUGCCGCAGAGGCUGCAUGCCUCAAGGAUGCGGCCUUCUGCAAGCGGCUACUACGCGAUUGGUGCACCUACUUGUCCGACGCCAGUUUACAAGUCGCCUAUGUCUCCUCCUCGCAGCAUCUCGUAUUUACGGACCCUACCGCGAAGAUGGUGGCGCCACCUCAAGGAGCUGAUCUAUUCCCCAUUGAUGUGGACCGGGACACAUACCGAUUGGUGAUCGCGGCCUUUUCUGCAGACAGGCUUUGGUGGAGAUGCCUGGAGCAAGAGCUCUUCCACUGGCCGCUGGAGCCGCCAGAAGAGGAGGACAGCAGCCGGUUUCCGGAAACGGUUCGUGGAUUCGCAGCUUCUCAAGGUUCACGAGGGCCCCUGCCCGAGUCAGACGACGAAGAAGGUGACGAAGAGGACGAUGAUGACAGAGAUCCUCGCGCACCACAGCGGGACAUCGACGGUCGCGACAUUCAGGCACCAAUCGAUGAUUGGGAAGACAUCAUCCCUAUGAAGGGCAAAGGCGAGGGAAAGGGAAAGAUGGAACCCAAGGGUUUCCAAGGGAAAGGCGGCAUGAAGGGAAAGGGCAAGGGAAAGCCGUCCUGGGACGACCUCAUAAUGGAUCCCACUCCGAAUACCACGGAGCUCCGGCGGGAUGUCGGCGGAUACACUCGCGAGGACGAUGUUGGGAUAGAUCCUCGUGCGCCUCCGCGGAGGGGCACCGGCGGCCGCGACCGUCAGGGAGCCGCCGCCAGUUCUUUGGUUCCAGAGCCCCGACUCUGCGAAGCGGUGCCAGGCUACAAAGGCAGUUGCGCCAUCCCGAAGCUGCCAGAGGACGUGCUGGCAGUCUUGGCGUUGAACGCUGCAUGGUUCACUUACAGCUUCUGGACCAGGAAGCUGCAGGCAAUCUUGCUCCUGCGUGACGGGCGGUAUCUCCUCGUCGGGACGAGCGAGAUGCAAGGAACCAUCGAUUCGCAGGCGGCGGGAUUGGCCUGCCGCUGCUUUGUGGCCGAUUCGCUGGCAUCCAUCGUCCUGUUCGCCCAGGAUGACAUUAGCCGGCAGAUCCUGCGCGUGCGAACCCCGGAGUCACCGGACCCCAAGCGCCAGCAGCAGCGCUGGAAUGACUCCAGCUCAAGAUUGCAGUUGCCUCGCGUGGAGGGCGAUGUCGGGCACGAGGAGGUCUUCGGUAAGUUUCCCAAGGCCGACGAAGUGCUGCAGUCCCUCGAACGCCCACCGCUGUUCAGCAACACCACCUUCGACCAGGAGCAGGCACGCGCCAGCGUGAAGAGAGGCGCAAAGUGCCGGGUCCGUCGUGUGAGUCCAACCUUCGGCUUCGAGUCCUGCAGCACGCAGGAGUGGGACCUCACAGACGGGCCCGUGAACUCGGCCAAGGAGCAGGAAUACGUCCAGCGUGCCCAAACCUCAGACCGCAGAUUCAUCAGUUUCAGUGGCGGAUGCCAUCUGGGCCUGAAGACUGGGAGGCACUACUCCGCCGAAGUACGACAUGUUGAUGUUUCAGCUGGCACGGUGGACGUUGUCUACGCGGACUACCAGGAGUGGGCCGUCGGAAACUCCGGGCACACGGGCGCCCGGGGCAGCACUGGUGUCCUGCUGCCGCCUUUGCAGGAAGCUGACGUGGAGAUGGACCGCGUGCAGCUUCUGCCAUCAGAUGAAUGGUACUGGCAUUUCCAGAAUGUCUGGGACCCUUGUGGCUGUUUCACUUGCAUGAGCCUGGGCUUUGAGGACAUGAGCCGAGGCCAGGAGUCCCACUGCCAAGCUGCUGUUGGGUUUAUUUUCCUCUGA